GGGGAGGGGGGAGCAGCCCCGUCGGGCGCGCGCACGCACGGGGCAAGGCGCGGCCCCGCGGCUGUGCGUGCGCGCUCCCUCCCCCCCCCGCCUUCCCCUCUCUCUCUCUCUCCCUCCCUCUCUCUCUCCUCUCCUCUCUCUCCUCCGCCGCGCUCGCUCGCUCCGUCCCCCCCUUUGUGAGGCGCUCGGAGCGGCCCGGACCCCGCCGACUCGCCAUGGCCGACGAGAAGCCCAAGGAAGGAGUGAAGACUGAAAACAAUGACCACAUUAAUCUGAAGGUGGCAGGGCAAGAUGGGUCUGUGGUGCAGUUUAAGAUUAAGAGGCAUACACCACUUAGUAAACUAAUGAAAGCCUAUUGUGAACGACAGGGGUUGUCAAUGAGGCAAAUCAGAUUCCGGUUCGAUGGGCAGCCAAUUAAUGAAACAGACACACCUGCACAGUUGGAAAUGGAGGAUGAAGAUACAAUUGAUGUGUUCCAGCAGCAAACAGGAGGAGUUUACUAAACAAAAACAAACAAACAAACAAAAAACAAAAACAAAAACCACACACACAAAAAAAAAGAACCUGCUACUUUCCUGUCCAGAACUGUGCUCCCACAGGCGACACAUUCACAAUUAGAAAAAUGAGACUUGGUUCAGCCACAUCUGACUACUGCAGUAUAGUUUUCUCUCUUCUCUCUCUGAUUUUUUUUCCUAUUCCUUCUAUUGUACAUAAAGUAACUGGUGUAUGUGCACAGACAUAAUGCAUAUUUUUUUUAACUAAAUGGCCAAUGGUAUGUUUUGAUCAACAUUUAAUGGAGAUGGGGUGGGAAAACAAACUGGUUCUGUGAAAAUGCCCCUGGCUCCAUUAGUGGCAUGCUCCUUCUACUUUUAUCUUUAUAUUCCAGUAAGUUAUUUUGCUCUCACUGUUUAAAAACAAAAACCUUGCAUACCUUGUUUGAUUGGAUAAUUUCAAUGUUUUUCUUUUAUCAUUGUAAAACCAAGGACAAUUUUAUAACUUUUUUGUACGUAGCUGUUACAUGUAGAGCAAUCUGUCUAAGUAGGGAUAAAUUACUCUUAAAAAAAAAAAUCCUAGAUAGUUUUCCCUUCAAGUAAAGCGUCUUGUUGUUUAAAUAAACUUCUUGUUUAAAAUAA
Messenger RNA from Cygnus atratus (black swan), 1133 nucleotides. RefSeq names its product small ubiquitin like modifier 2 (gene SUMO2). The record is from RefSeq and is a predicted model, not a curated record. The transcript is spliced from 4 exons. Gene Ontology annotation, cellular component: nucleus. NCBI's taxonomy places the organism in Eukaryota, Metazoa, Chordata, Aves, Anseriformes, Anatidae. Bases 216 to 503 code for a protein of 95 amino acids. Gene Ontology annotation, molecular function: protein tag activity; ubiquitin-like protein ligase binding. Gene Ontology annotation, biological process: protein sumoylation.